Messenger RNA from Clupea harengus (Atlantic herring), 3134 nucleotides. RefSeq names its product GH3 domain containing (gene ghdc). Gene Ontology annotation, molecular function: acid-amino acid ligase activity. The record is from RefSeq and is a predicted model, not a curated record. NCBI's taxonomy places the organism in Eukaryota, Metazoa, Chordata, Actinopteri, Clupeiformes, Clupeidae. Gene Ontology annotation, cellular component: cytoplasm.
GUCUUCGCGAGCGUACCAUGUCACGCUGUCUGAUGUUGGAAUAAGGAAGUAAAGAAUAUUUAGCCAAACAAAUGUAAUGUCACUGAGUAUGACAACCGCUAUUCUCCAACUCGGAUUAAACGGCAUGACAGCUGCAAUGUGAAAAGGAGCACACCUCGGAAAAUACACGUCAGACACUCUUGCGCACAACAUGAAAGUUUUUGUUUCGGUUCGUGUUUGAUAUGUUGUAGCCGAGACUAUGCGAAGGAUGGAAAACCUUGCUUUUAAAGCAAUCCUCUGCUCGGGGAUCAUCGGAAUUCUCGCUGUUAUAGUUGCAGUUGGUCAAAGUUUUGGACUACCAGUAAUGGUGCGUCCUCUACCAACGGCGUUCGGCGUGCUGUCUCUUGGUGGAAUGGCUUUGCUUUGGAGAGAUCUCAGAGGGAGGGUGAAGGGAGAGAACCGGACUGUCGGCAGUCUUCUCAGCCAAUACUUCGCCGUGAAGUUGGUGGGCUGGCUGGGGAAGAGACAGAGAGCCAAACUGGAGACUGAUACACAGGACAUUCGCCGUGCGCAAGAAGAGACGCUCUUGAAACGGUUGCAAAAGAACGCGAACACUUUGUAUGGGAAACAGUACGACUUCGGUUCAAUUAAAGAUUGUGAGGCGUUCCGUCAGCGCCACCCGGUGACGGGAUACGAGCACUACCGGGAGCUGGUGAAGCGGGUGGCCGCGGGGGAGGCGGCGGUUCUUACCGCGGAGCGCCCGCUCAUCCUGGCCAUGACCUCGGGAACGUCGGGGCAGAGCAGCAUGCUCCUGAGCACCAAGGACACCAACACCGAGUUCUUCCUGCAGGGUGUGUGUGUGGGUCUGGAGGCCAUGCAGCGAGCCUUCCCCGCCACAGAGAGUCUCCAGCGCACCCUGAAGUUCUUCUACACGCCCACGCUCCGCCACUCUGAAGCGGGCAUCCCCAUCGGCCCCAACUCCUCCACGCCCGCCUCCUCCCGCCACAUGCUCCACCUCCUCACCACCCCGGAGCCUGCCUUCAGGGUGCCCAGCGAGAGGGACACUCUCUACCUCCACCUACUGUUCGCACUCAAGGACCGCAGCCUGGGGACGCUGGAGUCCAACUUCGCCUCCACUGUAUUCUAUGCCUUCAGGGCCCUGCAGGAGCGUUGGGAUGAGCUGCUCACAGACAUAGAGCUGGGCCGGGUCAACCCAAACCUGAAGCUGGAGCCGGACGUCCGGUCGGCGCUGGAGAAGCUGAUGGCAGCAGACCCGGGGCGAGCGUCAGAGCUGCGAGCCCACGGAGAGAGCGGGUUUGAGGGCAUCGCCAUGCGGGCGUGGCCCCAGCUGAACCUUGUGCUGGCUGUGGACUCGGGCUCCAAUCAGAUCUAUGGGGAGAUGCUGAGGCAGCAUUACUGCAAAGGAGUGCCCUUCUACUCUCCGUUCUACGCAGCCACUGAAGGUCUGAUCGGGGUGAACCUGUGGCCUGAGCAGGAGCGUAGGCAGUACCUGUUGUGUCCUCGCGCCAUGUUCUGUGAGUUCCUGCCCGAGGCCUCGCUGGACGAGGAGAACCCACAGACGCUCCUCAUGGACCAGGUGCAGGAGGGACACAACUACGAGCUGGUCAUCACCAACGCUUCCGGACUCUUCAGAUAUCGACUUGGGGACAUCCUCAAGGUGGUUGGUUUCCACAAUAAAUGCCCCGUGGUUGAAUUUCAGUACAGGCGAGGUCAGAUGCUGAGUGUCCGGGGUGAGAAGGUGUCGGAGGCCUUGUUCCUGGGGGCGCUAAAGCACGCUGUGGCCCAGUGGCAAGGAGCAAAGCUGGUGGACUACUGCUGUGCUGAGAGUGGCAUUCUGGGAGAGAGUUCUGGAGGGGCACAGCCACAGUAUAACGUCUUCCUUGAGCUGAAGGGGGUGAGGAAUCUGAGUGAAGAGCAGAGAUACAAGCUGGAUCAAUGUCUUCAGGAGGACUCCGCUGUUUAUAAGUCCUUCCGGUUGAAAGGCAGCAUCGGACCAAUGAGAGUGCAGCUGGUGAGCGAGGGGGCGUUCCAGGAACUGAAGGGCCACAUGAUGGCCUACUCCAACACCUCCCCCAAUACCUUCAAGAUGCACCGCGUCAUCCGCAGGAAGGAGUACGCUGACUUCCUGUUGGGGAAGACCAUCUCCUGAGAGACCAUCUCUCGCCACAGACUGGCACCCCCGAGCCCAGAGAGUGCCCACUUGUAUGUCUGUCAGCGCUAAGAAUGAGUGGCACAGUGGCUCGUGGAGACACUAGAACUAUACUGGGCCACUAAGUAAAGACAUUUUUUUGGCCAAUUAAUAAUAAUAACAAGAAGAAGAAUUAUUAUUUACAGGUCUGUUAUUUAAGACAUUUCCGUGACCAUCUGGUUGCAGACUGCUUACUAAAGAGGAAUGUUGCCUUCAGGAAAGAUGUCCUCACUGCCAGAACUUCUGUCUCAUAUUAUCAGCCAUGACUGUCCACUUCCGAUUUUUCUCAUAUCAUCUUGAGUGGCUUAAACCCUUAUUGUCUAUAUCUUCAAUUCUUGCAGGCACUGAAUGGCCUUGACCGCAGUGGCAAGAGUUAUAAAGAUGAGGGACGCGCCAUUCGCACUUUUCUCAGUGGCCUUAUAUUAAUAAUAUUUCUUUCAUUUUGUGAUUUCUUUCUGUCUGAUUAAUGAUGAUACUUCUGACAGUGAAAUGAAAAAACAAAACAAAAAAAACAGCUGGCCUAUGGGAAUAAAAAUAAUGUGUUCAAUACACACAAAUGAAUUCAGCACAUUUCAGUAAUAAUAAAGACCUGUCAUGUCACAUGAUAGGAAUAAAGGGAGGGAUUAUGGGUAACGCCUAAGUGUUGUUUAACCUCAUCAGACUCAAACACUGAUGUAGUCUCCAUCGGACCUAACGAUGUGACCGAUGACUCAGGUUCACAUCACUGAUCUGUUGUGGGUUUGUGAUUUACACCAGGCACUAAUCCACGUGCAACUUCCAGUAUCCCCUCUAUGUGAUAUUGGGAAGCUGUAUCCCAGGGGUUGGCCUACACUAUGAAGAUGUGUCAGUUUGAGUGGCCUGUGAGUCUGUGGUCAUGCUGUCGGAUACUUACUAAAGCAGUAUACUGGAUUGGAACAAACACACAAAUAAAUGAACAAGGACUGUU